Molecule: messenger RNA, 456 nt
Organism: Anisakis simplex (herring worm)
Lineage: Eukaryota; Metazoa; Nematoda; Chromadorea; Rhabditida; Anisakidae
Source: the annotation of a GenBank genome assembly
AUGCGUGAAGAUAUACCGACCAAGGUGUCGGAUCUGAAACAAUGUCGAAUGGAACUGUCAGCGUUGAGGUCAGCACUCGUUGAAGCCUGUGAAGAGUAUACGUCGAAGCAUGGUGCAUUUAUGCGUUCCUUUCAAAAGACUCUAUUGAAACAAUCGCCAACCAAAUAUGAACGAUUGAUGGCGUCCAUUGAGAGUGUUGCUUUUUUGGAGAAACGUUUGAAGCCACUGAAAGCGAUUCGUUCGUGGUUUUUGCUGGCGGAUCAAUUGGAGGAUGCAAUCAGAUCGAAGAAUUGCAAUGAAAUUUGUUCUUCAAUUCAUCAAAUUGGAUCAAUUUCUUGCGAAGGAUUUGAUGCGGAAGUUGAGGAGAAGUUGUUGGAGAGAAGAGAGGAAUUGUGGAGAGAAGCGAAUGAUUCAGUGGGGCGAUUGCUUGCGGAUCUAUUGAGCGAAAUCGGUUAU